AUGAGCUCCUCGACUGUCUGUUUGCGCUGCUCGGCGUUAGUUAAUCAAGUAGCUGCAUUGAGAGCACAGAAUCAUGAGCUUCGUGCACGACUUGAGACUCUUGAGAAGUCACAGGAAGUGGAUGGGAAGCAACAGCCAGAAAAGAACGCGGCGGUGGUGGAGGCUGUUGCCGAAACUUUAACGUACUCGCGAUUUUCGAAAGUUGAGCUGCAGCGAUAUGGACGGCAAAUGCUUGUGAAAGAGUUUGGAGUGAAGGGACAGCAGAAAUUGAUGGCUGCACGUGUGCUGUUGAUUGGUGCGGGUGGACUCGGGUCACCUGCUGCGAUCUACUUGGCUGCUAUGGGUGUAGGCACGUUGUCGGUGGUAGAUCACGACUAUGUCGAUCGAAGUAAUUUGCAUCGACAGGUUCUGUAUGAUGAACAAGGAGCGAAAGAGAGAGAGAAGAAAGUGGAUGCAGCUAAGAGAAGAUUGCAGGAGUUGAACCCUUUGCUGCAGUGUGAGGUGUAUCCGAUACGGUUUACAGCUGUGAACGCGCUAAAACUUGUCGAAGAACACGAUGUGGUCGUUGAUGCCUCAGACAAUGUUGCUACUCGCUACCUCGUAAACGACGCAUGUGCGCUUCGACGCACGCCGUUGGUAUCGGGAAGUGCGCUGGGUAUGGAGGGACAGGUAACUGUGUUUACUUAUCAGGACGAUGAGAAUGCGACUGGAUGCUAUCGCUGUUUAUACCCUAGCCCACCCACAGCCGCGAAGAGCUGUGCGGAGAACGGUGUGCUCGGUGUUGUACCUGGUGUGAUUGGAUGCAUCCAGGCCAUGGAGACUGUCAAGCUUAUUUCUGGUGUAGGAGAACCUCUUGUCGGGGUGCAGUGCUUUUACGAUGCAUACGACGGUCAGUUUCGACACCUCAAAAUUGCUAUGAAGCGAAACAAGGAUUGCCUGUCUUGUCGAAAAGGCGCUGAUAUGUUUGGGAAAAGUAACGUGGCAUCAUUUGAUACGUCGCUACUGGUCGAAGGCCGCUGCACCGAUGGAGCAAAGCGUGUUGAUAACCUCGGCCCUGAAUUUCGUAUCAGUGCUGAGGAAUUUGCAAAAGUGCGUGAGAAAGCAAAGAAAGAAGAAGAUCAAGAUGCUACAAACAGUAGUUACGUUCUGCUCGAUACACGUGCACGCAUACAGUUUGAGAUGGUGCACUUCCCGGAAGCAGUGAAUAUUCCAACGGUUGAGCUCAUGAGACAAGAUCCUGAAAGUUUCAGUACUUUGCAGGUUGAAAGUGUGAACCCAACUGAUUCUCCACCAGUCACGAGUAAGCGAAUGUUUGUGAUAUGUCGUCGGGGUGUGGAUUCUGUUAAGGUGACACGGUGGCUAGUUGACCACGGUAUCAAAAAUGUGUUCAAUAUCGACGGAGGGUACACUGAGUAUGCUAAAGAGGGCGGUGUCGACCCGACAUUUCCGAUGUAUUAG
Peronospora matthiolae is the source of this 1458-nucleotide messenger RNA. The record is from the annotation of a GenBank genome assembly. Lineage: Eukaryota; Oomycota; Peronosporomycetes; Peronosporales; Peronosporaceae.